Protopolystoma xenopodis is the source of this 594-nucleotide messenger RNA. NCBI's taxonomy places the organism in Eukaryota, Metazoa, Platyhelminthes, Monogenea, Polystomatidea, Polystomatidae. The record is from the annotation of a GenBank genome assembly.
AAGAAUUUGCUGUCCUUUCUGAAGACCACUCUCAUUGGCCAUACUGAUGAGCCCUCAUGUACAGUUUCACAUGUUACUCAUCAGAAUUCUCUCGACGAUUUGUAUCCAUCUGAUGAAAAUAUCUCUCUUCAGUCUCCCCAAUGCUUAUCAACCAUAAGCUCCUCAGCCCUCAGCAAAGUCCACGUAGGCAGUGUCCUUGUCAAAUGUCCCGUAGAAUCAGAUAAUAGUCUGUCUACUUCUCUCGUGAAUGGCUUCAUUGUUCCCCUCCUGCAACCAAUUAUGAAACGAUUCUUUAUCACGGGACCGUACCCGAACCCUCAGGACCGCCUCAUCGCUGAAAUACGCCAUGCCUCUUCGGACGAGAUGAUUCGAUUCCUAUCCAUUGAUGAUCACGAUCGGCUACAGUUUCUAGAACAAAUCAGAUCUUUGCUUGAAAAUGACGUUCAACAAUUGAUAAACCUUGCGCAAGAUCGAUUUUCUGAAACUAGCAAUCUUAUCUCAACAGCAGCACGCUUACUCCUCCAUGAAUCUUCUAUUCGAUAUCAAAAUAUGCAACGCGAACUUUUUCUUGGUUCUGAUUUAAGUAACUCUUGA